AUGCUCAUAUCUGGAAUGCAAUUGAGGCAUUCGCUAACCCCUCGCUACUUUGCGGGUGUGUUUAACAAGCGAAAGCCUACGAAGAAAGAUCUUGAUCAUUACGAUGUUGUAAUUAUUGGGUGCAAUUUGGGAGGUGUGUUAAGCAGACAAUUAGACAAGGUCUCACAUGGAAAAUACAAGACCAUGGUAGUUUUGGAUUAGAAUAUCAAUUAAAUAACACCAAUCAGAUAGAUCUAUGAACAAUAGAAGACAGCAAAGACAGAUUUCUUAUUAAAUGCCAAAUUGUCACUUAACAUGUACACAGCUCAUUCAGAUUAAGUGGGAUCCCAAACGAUAUUGCCAGAAGAGAAUGCCAUCAUAUUGAGAAAUGGCAGACGUAUUAGUUACGGUCAAUUAGUUGUGGCUAUGGGCUAAUAAGUGAAUUAUGAUGCAAUCAAGGGAUUUGAAGAAGCUUGGUAAGAUUUUGAUUCUCCAGUGUUCACAAACCUCGAUCAUCCAAGUUGGAGAUCAUCCAAUCAUAACAUACACCAGAUGGCAUUACAAUUUCAAUCAUGUGGAGAAGUGGAAUCUUACAAUUUCCUAUUGAGUUAAAGAAUUUGGGAAUGGCAAACAGCAAAUGGCCGUCAAUCUCCAAUAAAGAGACUCACAAUUAUUUAACCAAAUGAGCGAUUCGUUUAGUAUAAUGAUGCAGGAGACUAAUUCUUCAAGGAAGAAAUCAAGCGCAGAAAUAUCAAUGUGGAAUAUGGUUUGAAAUUGGUUGAAGUGAAUAAGUAACAAAACACUGCCAUUUUUGAAGACAUCAAAACUGGUAGCAGAUAAACAAGACCAUUCAAUCAUUUGUAUGCAGUUGCACCCACCAAGCCUCAUGACUAAUUAGUUAAGGCUGGUCUCACCACAUCAAAGGGAUUGUUGGAUGUCAACAUCAAAACCUUAUAGCACAACAAAUAUAAGAACAUUUUCGGACUUGGUGAUGUGAAUGAUGUUCCUACAACAAAUUGUUUCUGGGCAGGGUUCCAUCAACUUCAUGUUGUUAGAAAUAAUAUAGAAAGAAACAUUGCAGGUAAGUCACUGAAUGCCGAAUACGAUGGAUACAGUAAGGUGCCAAUUUUGUUAGGUUAAAAUACCUUGACCUUCUUGUGUCACAAGUACAACAAUGAGAAUGCUUGGCACAACCUUUAUUUCUCAAAUGGAGGCUUCUUGGCUGCUUUGAGAUAUUAUAAUUGGUGCAAGAAUUUCAAGAAGGCAUUCAUAGAUAUCUACUUGGAAAAGAAUUGGGGACCUCCUUAUUACAAGAUCAAGAAGAGCUUCAAAUUGCCAGAAGGUGAAAGUAACGAUCAUGGAUUUUUGGCUAAGUUAUUACCAGGCAAGAAAGAGUCACAUUGAAAUAUAUAUACAAAUAAAUAUAUAAAAUAUUAAAAUCA
Messenger RNA from Paramecium tetraurelia, 1421 nucleotides. RefSeq lists its product as uncharacterized. Lineage: Eukaryota; Ciliophora; Oligohymenophorea; Peniculida; Parameciidae. Gene Ontology annotation, molecular function: sulfide:quinone oxidoreductase activity; FAD binding. Gene Ontology annotation, cellular component: mitochondrion. The transcript is spliced from 5 exons. The record is from RefSeq and is a predicted model, not a curated record.